AGCAACCGGUUUGGUUAGGGUUUGAGCAAUGACUGCGGACCUGAAGAGGGACUACGAGAUCGGACCAGAGAUCGGACGGGGGAGGUUCGGCACCGUGUACCGGUGCGUCUCGACGGAGACCGGCGAGGCGUUCGCCGUCAAGUCGAUCGAGAAGGCCCUCCUCUCCGACGCGGUUGACCGCGAGUGCGUCGAGCGGGAGGGCAAGAUCGCGCAGCUCGCUGCCGCCGGGAACCCGCACGCCGUCCAGGUGCACGCGGUGUAUGAGGACGAGGCGUGGCUCCACGUGGUGAUGGAGUUGUGCCCGGGGCCGGACCUUUUCGACCGGAUCAGCGGGCCGGGGGCGCCGCUGUCGGAGGCGGAGGCGGCGGCGGUGAUGGCGCCGCUGAUGGAGGCGGUGGCGGUGUGCCACCGCCGCGGGGUGGCUCACCGGGACAUCAAGCCGGACAACGUGCUAUUCGACGAGCGGGGCCGCCUGAAGCUGGCGGACUUCGGGUCGGCGGAGUGCUUCGGGGACGGGCGGCCGAUGAGGGGCCUGGUGGGGACGCCCUACUACGUGGCACCGGAGGUGGUGGCCGGGAGGGAUUACGACGAGAAGGUGGACGUCUGGAGCGCCGGGGUGGUGCUUUACAUAAUGUUGGCCGGGGUCCCGCCCUUCUACGGCGACACGGCGGUCGAGAUCUUCGAGGCGGUGCUCCGCGCCAACCUCCGCUUCCCGACGCGGAACUUUCACGCCGUCUCCCCGGCGGCCAAGGAUCUUCUACGCCGGAUGCUCUGCAAGGACGUCUCGCGAAGAUUCUCGGCGGAGCAAGUCCUCGGGCAUCCAUGGAUAACCAGUGGAGGGGGAGCAUGAGGCCAGUGGAGGAGCCAACCGAAAAGGGAGGAGAGCGGGCUUUGCGUACAGAGAUCGUAUGAAUACCACUGUAUAUAUACGCCUCUUUUUUGUGAAGACGGCUUGCUCUGAGAAGUUUCUAGAAGGACUCCGGAGAAAAGAUUUCGAGUCUUAAUGCGGGUUCUUUUCUUCGGUUGCCUUCCGACCUGUUUUCUUGUAGAGUGUGUAUAUAUAAUAAAGCAUCGGAACGUGUCCUCUUUGUGUAAGUUUGUGGUCUUUCGUUCAUGGAAGAGAUGCCAGAGAUAUGGAAUUUGCUUUUAUUUGCGUA
Molecule: messenger RNA, 1157 nt
Organism: Phoenix dactylifera (date palm)
Lineage: Eukaryota; Viridiplantae; Streptophyta; Magnoliopsida; Arecales; Arecaceae
Source: RefSeq, a predicted model, not a curated record